AUGGAGUAUCACGUGGAGUAUUCUAAUGACAAAUACGUUAAACCCGAAAAAGAACUUUUUGUGGAAAAAACAGAGGAGAGCAGCAGUUCUAAAAAGAAAAAGAAUUUACUGAUCAUCUUUUCCAUAUCAGCAAUAUGCAUAUUUGCUUGUUCCGUAAUAUAUAUCAGCAAAUUAGGACCAAAUAGCGAAAUUUUUAAUAAUUCAUCUACGGAAAUUGUGAAUGAUGACUUUGUAAUUAAUUCUUUAUUAAAGAGCAAAAGUGGGAAGAAAUUAAUUGUAUCAAAAAUUGAGGAACUAAUAUCGGCAUAUGACAAAAAUGAGGAAAACUUAGAAAAGGGUAAUGAGAAGACUAACAUGAUAAUUGCAUUGGAUAGUAGCAACAGUAAUAGUAGUAGUAGUAAUAAUUAUAAUGAAAAUAACAAUGAUAAUUCAAGUAGUUAUAAGAAAAGGUUUGGAAAUUUAAAAGUAGUAAACAAACAAAGUAUAGUAAAUUUUUUUGAUACAAAAUUUUUAAUGAAUAAUUUAGAAACAGCGAGCGCUUUUUAUACGUUUAUAAAAGAGCAUCAUAGAAAAUAUAAAAAUGUGGAUGAGAUGCAAGAGAAAUUUCUUAUUUUUUCGGAAAAUUUUAAGAAAAUAAAUUUACAUAACAAAUCGAAUAAUUUAUAUAAAAAAAAAAUUAACAGAUUUGCAGAUUUAACUUUUGAAGAAGUGAAAAAUAAAUUGUUAACUUUAAAAAAGUUCGAUGCAAGUGAUAGUAAUAAUAGUAAUGGGUAUAAACGAGCACACUUAAGUAAUUACGAAGAUGUACUGAACAAAUAUAAGCCAAAAGAUGCUGUGUUGGACUAUGUACGUUAUGACUGGAGGUUACAUAAAGGUGUUACCCCUGUUAAGGAUCAAGGAAAUUGUGGUUCAUGUUGGGCUUUUAGUGUUGUAGGUGUUAUAGAAUCUCAGUAUGCCAUCAGGAAAAAUGAGAUGAUUUUUGUUAGUGAGCAAGAAUUAGUUGAUUGUUCAUUACAUAAUUUUGGAUGUGAUGGUGGAUUCACCUCCUUAGCUUUUGAGGAUAUAAUAGAUAUAGGAGGAUUAUGUACAGAAGAUGAAUAUCCCUAUGUUGCUAAUAUGCCGGAAAUGUGUCAAGUAGAUUCAUGUCAAAAGAAAUAUACCAUUAAUAGUUAUGUAGAAGUACCUGAAGAUAAAUAUAAAGAGGCUAUUCAGUUUGUAGGACCUAUUACUAUAUCUGUAGCAGCCAGUGAAGAUUUUAUAUAUUAUGACGAAGGUAUAUUUGAUGGAGAAUGCGCGGGAGAACUAAACCAUGCUGUAUCGAUUGUUGGUUAUGGUGUGGAAGAAAAGUACAAUUCAGUUACCAAAAAGAAUGAUAAACAUUAUUACUAUAUUAUUAAAAACUCGUGGGGAAAAUACUGGGGAGAAAACGGAUAUAUGAGAAUUAAAACAGACGAGUUUGGACUCAAAAAAACUUGCUCGUUAGAUGAAGCGUAUAUUCCUUUAGUUGAGUAG
Plasmodium malariae is the source of this 1512-nucleotide messenger RNA. RefSeq names its product vivapain-2, putative. Gene Ontology annotation, molecular function: cysteine-type endopeptidase activity. Lineage: Eukaryota; Apicomplexa; Aconoidasida; Haemosporida; Plasmodiidae. Bases 1 to 1512 code for a protein of 503 amino acids. Gene Ontology annotation, cellular component: lysosome. The record is from RefSeq and is a predicted model, not a curated record. The transcript has a single exon.